AGGCUGUUUCUGGCACUCUUUGGUGAGAGGUCUCCAGGUUUGAACUUGGGACUCAAGAGAAGAAGGUAAAAUAUAUAUAUUUAAGGGCACCAAUCUGCAGUGAGUUUUUUCUUGGCUUGAUUUUUCUCCACUAGCAAACUCACGAUGGGAACUGGGAUUCAGAAUAGCACGGCAGAGGUGAAAGAGUUCAUCUUAAUUGGCUUCCAACUACCUAGGGCCAUGGAACUCUUCCUUUUUUCAUGGCUUCUGGUUGUGUUGUUUUUCACUUUGGCUGGGAACCUCAUGAUUAUCACUCUGGUAUGCGUCGACCAACGUUUGCAAACCCCCAUGUAUUUCUUCCUCUGCAACCUCUCCUUUCUGGAGGUAUUUUUCGUUCUGACAAUCACACCGAAGAUGUUGACCAAUCUAGUUUCCCUGAACAAAUCGAUCUCUUUUUGGAGCUGCAUCAUUCAGUGCUAUUCUUACUUCUUCUUUGGUACCUGUGAGAUCAUCAUCAUUGCCGUGAUGGCCUUUGACCGCUACAUUGCUAUCUGCCAUCCAUUGCGCUACACCAUCAUCAUGAAUGGGCGGGUCUGUGUGAAUUUGAUAUUGGUGUGCUGGGUUGGCGCUUUCCUGAAUAACCUUGGCCCCAUUGUUCUCCUGAGCCGACUGUCCUUCUGCAGCUCUAACAUGAUCGAUCAUUUCUUCUGCGACUAUGCUCCACUGAUCAAGCUUUCUUGCAAUGAUGUAGAUACUCUUCUGAUGCUGGAAUCUAGCCUCUCUGCUCUGGUGUUACUCAGCUCUUUGUGUGUAACUGUUGUCUCUUACCUCUACAUAAUUGUGACUGUGGUGAGGAUGCAGACCAGUGGCAGUCGUAGGAAGACUUUUUCAACCUGUGCCUCUCACCUCACGGUCGCUUCCAUCUUCUACGGCAGUGCCAUCUUCAUGUACUCUUUGCCCAGCAAGGGUCGAUCUCGGGAUGCUCAGAAAGCUGUGGCAGUUCUUACUGCUGUGGUUACCCCCUUACUGAACCCUUUUAUUUACACUUUGAGGAAUGAGAAAGUCAAGGAUGCUUUCCGAGACUGUUUGCAGAGGCACAAACGUAUUUUGUGA
Molecule: messenger RNA, 1092 nt
Organism: Pantherophis guttatus
Lineage: Eukaryota; Metazoa; Chordata; Lepidosauria; Squamata; Colubridae
Product: olfactory receptor 6M1-like
Biological process (GO): G protein-coupled receptor signaling pathway
Cellular component (GO): membrane
Molecular function (GO): G protein-coupled receptor activity; olfactory receptor activity
Source: RefSeq, a predicted model, not a curated record